Strongylus vulgaris is the source of this 1367-nucleotide messenger RNA. The record is from the annotation of a GenBank genome assembly. NCBI's taxonomy places the organism in Eukaryota, Metazoa, Nematoda, Chromadorea, Rhabditida, Strongylidae.
AGAACAGAAGGACUCUAUUUCCCUCAGAAAUCACCUUACAAGUGGUCUGAAGAAUGGUUGGAAAAUGUGCCAGUUGAUCAUUUUUCAUUCGGUAACAGGGAUAGUUUUAAAUUAAGAUAUUUCAUCAACACUGAUAGCUAUGAAGAAGGUGGCCCGAUAUUUUUCUACACCGGCAAUGAGGGUAAAUUAGAAGGAUUUGCUCAGAAUACGGGCUUCAUGUGGGAUAUAGCUCCCGAGUUCAAAGCUGCAGUGGUAUUUGCCGAACAUCGUUUUUAUGGGAAAACACAACCGUAUGGUGAAAAGAGUUACAAUACAACGGAACAUCUCGGAUAUCUAAGUUCAGAACAAGCUUUGGCAGAUUUUGUGCUACUGAUUGAUUAUCUAAAGCAACAGAGGCUAAAAGGUGCGGAAAACUCGGCAGUGAUAGCAUUUGGAGGAUCGUACGGUGGUAUGUUAUCGGCAUGGAUUCGAACUAAGUAUCCACAUAAGGUUGAUGGGGCUAUUGCAGCUUCAGCUCCGGUUUUCUGGUUUAUAGAUUCAGAUGUACCAGAAGACAUAUAUGACAAAAUUGUUACCCGAUCUUUUAUCAAUGCUGGCUGCAAUCGUAAGGCCGUUGAGAAGGGUUGGCGCGCUUUACAAAACCUUGCACAUACUGAUGAAGGUCGGAAUUACCUCAAUGAAAUCUUUCACUUGGAAGAGAAAUCUCGCCUUGAAACUCAAGACGAUCAUAAAUUUCUUGCUGCUUUCAUAAGAGAAGUCUUUGAAAGCAUGGCAAUGGUAAAUUAUCCUUAUCCAACGGAAUUCUUAUCACCGUUGCCAGGCUGGCCAGUUAAGGAAGCCUGCAAAUUUUUGGUGACAGUCCCAAAAUCAGAUAAGGAAGCUGCCAGACAGCUGUAUGAGGUUACAAACCUUUACUACAAUCAUACUGGCACAACUGAGUCCUUCUGCGCUAAUGCCGAACGAUGCGCUGGUGCAUUCGCUGCACUCGGUGAUCCAAUGGGUUGGCCUUGGCAGUCAUGCACCGAAAUGGUGAUGCCACUAUGUGGAAGUGGCUGGCCGAACGAUUUCUUUUGGAAAGAUUGUCCAUUUACAGUUGAGGGAGCUGCGCAGAACUGCAGAACAUGUUUGGUUGAAAAAUCCUAUGGUUCUAUAAAUGGUUUCCUUGACCCCUGGUCAGGAGGUGGAUGGUCACUCAAACCAAAAAUAGAGGGAUCGCUAAUUUCGAUAAUUUUGAAAGAGGGAGCACAUCAUUACGAUCUUCGUGGAGCUCAUCCAGAUGAUACAGAAGAGGUAAAAGAAGUCCGCCAAAUGGAAAAAGCUCAUAUCAAAAAGUGGAUUCAAAAAGCAAAUGCAGCAAGAACGUAAAG